Messenger RNA from Papilio polytes (common Mormon), 1750 nucleotides. Its product is annotated as ATP-dependent RNA helicase p62-like. The coding region runs from base 68 to 1630 and encodes 520 amino acids. NCBI's taxonomy places the organism in Eukaryota, Metazoa, Arthropoda, Insecta, Lepidoptera, Papilionidae. The transcript has 5 exons. Gene Ontology annotation, molecular function: RNA helicase activity; ATP binding; RNA binding. Gene Ontology annotation, cellular component: ribonucleoprotein complex; nucleus; cytoplasm. The record is from RefSeq and is a predicted model, not a curated record.
AUAGAAAAAGCAUAAGUGUCAAAGUUUGGAGCUGAGGACGAGGUUUUAGGUUAUAAUAAUAUGAAAUAUGGCCUUAAAUAAUUUACCCGUGAUGUUUUUAAGGCGCAAUGGGCUUAAAUCUUUGUACCAAAGUGCUAAAAAUUUACAAAAACUUCAAAAAAACCAAGUAUAUGUGUUAAAAAAUGAAGUAAAAUUUUAUUCAAACUUAAACGUCAAAAGUUUUCUAGGCACAUUGCAAACUAGAGAUAUAUUACACGAAAAAAAAUAUUAUUCCGUAAAAACAGCCCAGCGAGAUCUUGAUUAUUACAAUGAGCAUAACAUAACUGUUAUUGGAGAUAAUGUACCAAGCCCGUAUCGUGACAUCGACAACUGCGACUUCCCAGAUUAUAUAAAAACGUAUUUGAAAAAACAAGGACUUGUCAAGCCAACAAUAAUCCAAUCACAGGGCUGGCCGGUAGCAUUAAGUGGCAAAAAUCUCGUUGGAAUUGCACAAACUGGUACUGGGAAGACACUGGCUUACCUUUUGCCAGCUGCUGUGCACAUCAAAGAAAAACAGGGUAGAAGAAGCAAAGGCCCAAGAGUGUUAGUUCUUGCACCCACAAGAGAACUGGCAAGACAAAUAGAGGAGGUUGCUAAAGAGUUUGAAAGUUUGUUAAAUGUCCGUUGCUUGUGUAUACAUGGUGGGGCAAGUAGAGGACCACAGGCAGCUGCACUGCAGGGGGGUGUGGAUAUUUUGAUAGCCACACCUGGAAGAUUAAAUGAUUUCAUUAACAGUAAAACAACAUCAUUGACUCGAUGUACCUAUGUUGUUCUAGAUGAGGCAGAUAGAAUGUUGGAUAUGGGCUUUGAACCACAGAUUCGUGAAGCACUUGAAGAGGUGCCUCAUGAAAGGCAGAUUCUUAUGUUUUCAGCAACUUGGCCUAAAGAAGUUGAACACUUAGCUAAAGAUUAUUUAGGAGAGUUUAUACAGGUUAAUGUCGGUUCCACUGAGCUAUCGGCAAACCACAACAUACAACAGAAUUUUCAUAUUUGUGAACAAGAAGAGAAAAUGGAAAAAUUCAAGGCAAUCAUGCACGAUAUUUCUAGCCAAGGUUUGGGUAAGGUUUUAGUAUUUACUAAUACUAAAAGAUUUGUGGACACUUUGGCAUUGACAUUAAAGAGGAAUGGUUGGCCAGCUGCUGGUAUCCAUGGUGACAAGACUCAGAAUCAAAGAGAUGCAAUCAUUAACAGGUUCCGCAAUGGGAACACAAACAUACUAGUUGCCACUGAUGUUGCUGCAAGAGGUUUAGAUGUUGAUGGAGUAACACAUGUAAUUAACUAUGAUUUCCCGAAUACCUCAGAAGACUAUAUUCAUAGAAUUGGUAGAACUGGCCGCUUGCAGAAUAAAGGAGUUUCGCACACCCUCCUCACUGAAGAUGACUCAAGGCAUGCUAAAAGUUUGAUCCCUGUACUUAGAGAAGCUAAUCAGGUUGUUCCCCGUGAAUUAGAGGAUAUGGCAAGAAGUCACAAUAUAACGAAACAGAAGGAAUAUCAAAUGAAAUAUAAUACAAAACGCAGUUAUGGCUUUAACCCAAACAAGAGGAAUAAUUUCAGAAGUCGCAACAAUUAUAAUCGAUAUGAUCAUUAUUAAUUAUUAUUAGUUGAUUUAUAGUUAUUACAGUGGGCUGUGUAGUAUUAUGAUUUUUUCCAGUGUUGUAUUCAUAUAUGUGAAUAGUUUUUCCAAAUAAUUAAAGUACAACUAAUGACAUUA